Monodelphis domestica (gray short-tailed opossum) is the source of this 1466-nucleotide messenger RNA. Lineage: Eukaryota; Metazoa; Chordata; Mammalia; Didelphimorphia; Didelphidae. The record is from RefSeq and is a predicted model, not a curated record.
CUGUGUCUGCGGGCGGGUGCGCUGUCCGAGCGGGUAAGGCGGAGCCGGCCGGCAGGCUCAGAGGCCAUGGCAGCCUCGGAGGCCUCGCACCAGUCCAUCAAGGGGAUCCUGAAGAACAAGAGCACCGCCCAGGGCUCCGUCAUCCUGCCCCGGCCCCCUUCCUCCUCCACCUCCAGCGCCACAGUGUUGCGGCGGCCAAAGCCGUCCAGCUCCCGGAUUAGUGAUGAGGACUUCAGGAAAAAAUGCCAGAAGUGGGAUGAAAUGAAUAUCCUAGCAACCUAUCAUCCAGCACACAAAGACUAUGGUUUAAUGAAAAUAGAUGAGCCCAGCACUCCCUACCACAGUAUGGUUGGCGAAAAUGAUGAGGACGCCUUGAGUGACUCUGAAACGAAUGAAACCCUGACCCCUGAAGUCUUGGCCCGGAAGUUAUCAGCUGCAGAAGGCUCGGAUACAAAGUUCCUCGUUCAGGAUGAGACCAGUGAAGAGGAAGACCUGACCCCUGAAGAGCAAGAAAAACGGCGUCAGUUUGAGAUAAAGAGAAAGCUUCACUACAAUGAAGGACUCAACAUCAAUCUGGCUCGGAUGCUUAUUUCCAAAGAACUUCAGGGGUACCCGGAGGAGGAGGAUGAUGACGACGAAGGCAAAAUAAGGCCUGGGAGGAGCAGCCAGUUCCAAAGCUAAGAAAAUACUCCCAAGAAGAGAUUAGGGUGGCAGCCCUGGAUCUCUGUUCCUCUAUUGUUUCAAGUUCUCCACAUGUCACAAGUUAGGUGUCCAAAUGAAGAUCUAGUAUUGCCAGGAAUUGUAAUGGUAGUAUGGGAGAGAGAGACACAGAAAUGGUAAUGGAGAAGACCUUGGACCUACUACUUGCCUGAGAAGAAGUCCAUUCACAGCGACAUUUCCAAAUAGCAUUUGUUUACUAAGAACACUGGUUAGUUUAUGUAGGAUUUUGUCAGUUUGUGUGCUUUAAAAGCUAAACAGUAGCUUUUUGGUAUUAAUUUAUUUGAUACAAUUCAAGAGAUGGAAUAUCACUGCAAAGUGUUUUAAAAUCCAAAUGGUAGAGCAAGUAACAGGUUGAUAAAAUCUCUGCCUGAUUAAGGUGUGUGUGGGGGGGGUAGUAUGUACUCUUCAAGUAAGCAUAAAAUCUUUGGUUAUUGCCCUAUAAGCAGAACUGAGUGGAAGGCCUACCAUCCAUAAGGUAUUUCCGGAUGAUGAGUGGUGGGUGCUUUGAUCUUUUUCCGACCAUGGGAAGAGUGGUGUUGGCUUCAGACUUCUCAUAACCAAUUAAGAAUCUGAGGCAUUUCCUAAAAGAAGUUUGAGCACCAUACCAACAGAUAGAGAAGACAUUUGGAUAUCUGUAUAGAAAGGAUAGCUGGAUAGAAGAGAUGUUUCCUGAGACACUGAGAAACAUUGUAUGAUGUAAUGUUAAGUUAUAAAAAGUGGAUAAAACUUUCAUUCCACUGUGACAA